AUGUCAAAACUACUUAGGGAACGGUCUUACUUUCCUCUCCUUUGGCUUUACCAUUAUCACCCGGGAACCUUAGCAUUCAACGUGAGAUCAUUUGCCGAUUGUGGUUAUUUGAAGGAUUUUCCUCCACUUCUUUUUAAGUUGCUGCAAUGUAAACAUUAUAAUUAUUAUCGUGUGUCUGAAUAUGAGGAUCAAAGAAAUUACAGGUUUAUAAGUGUGUACUAUGAGGAUGCGAACUAUCGUUUCGUAUACAAUCGGAUAUCAGAUGUCUUCAGUGACCUUCUCAAGUCUGAUCUUGACCUAUUGAAAUCUGGCAAUCCUCGGGAAAUCAGCCUUGCUGCCAAGUGUUGCCCCUCACUUAACUCGUUUCUUGAUCUCACAACAUAUUUUUGCGAGAGCAUCGCCAGAAGGCUGUUCCCCCAAGAUUCAAAUCCAGAGUACAAAAAAAUUUCAGAGCCGGAUUACUCUUACAGAGUUAGAGAUCAUCUACGUAAGGAAGUCAUUGCCCCGCUUCGUAGAGCCCUGAGUCUGGGCAAGAGGAGCUUGCAUCCUUACAUUCCAGCCACCGAGGUCACCACAGAAAGAUACACGAAUUACAGAAAUCGUGUGAGGAAACAUGCAAAUACGAAUAUACCUGUUGAAGAAUUACUUCCUCACAAGAUCUUGGCUUGUUUUUAUGAUGAGGGGUGUGCAGAACUUGCCAAUUUACAAUGGAAGGAAAUGAUUAAACACCUGACAAUGAAAGGGAAGUUUAGAAACUGUCUAGCCAGUUGCGAUGUCUCACCUAACAUGAAUGGUUUUUGUACGACAGUCAGCAUUGCACUGGGGCUUCUAAUUUCAGAUUUGAGCCAAGGCCCAUGGAGAGGAAAGAUUAUGACAUUCAGCCAUGAUCCUCAGCUUCAAAAGAUUGAAGGAGAUGAUCUACAAAGUAGGACUGAUUUCAUGGAGAGAAUGGACUGGGGAUUGAAGAUAGAUCUUCGAAACGUAUUUCUUCGCAUCAUGGAAGCUGCAACCAAAGAAAACAUUGAUGAAGACAAUAUGGUGAAGACCGUUUUCUUGUUUACUAAUAUGGAUAUCACUGAAACAUGCUGCUCCGAUAAUUGGGAUAGUGAGUGUCAGGCAAUUAGAAAUAAGUUCCAUGAGAGCGGAUACACCUCUCUGCCAGUUAUAGUUUUUUGGAAUUUAAAAAACAAAAACGAUUUGAAGUCAUUACAUUAUGACUUAGGGUUAGGUUUAGUGCCUAAUGGGCCACAGGGGGUGACUCCGAUUAAAGGCUUUUCAGAUGCAUUAUUGAGAUCGGCUAUAGAGAAUAAUGGGGUUUUGAACUGUGAGGCUGCCAUGGAAAUGGUCAUUUCUGACAAAAGAUAUGAGAAAGCCGUGGUCUGCGAUUGA
This is a messenger RNA of Alnus glutinosa, 1389 nucleotides long. RefSeq lists its product as uncharacterized. The record is from RefSeq and is a predicted model, not a curated record. Lineage: Eukaryota; Viridiplantae; Streptophyta; Magnoliopsida; Fagales; Betulaceae. The transcript has a single exon. Bases 1 to 1389 code for a protein of 462 amino acids.